This is a messenger RNA of Tigriopus californicus, 2422 nucleotides long. RefSeq lists its product as uncharacterized. The transcript is spliced from 5 exons. Lineage: Eukaryota; Metazoa; Arthropoda; Copepoda; Harpacticoida; Harpacticidae. The record is from RefSeq and is a predicted model, not a curated record. The coding region runs from base 880 to 2331 and encodes 483 amino acids.
UCGUUGGAAGUCUUUGAAGUCAUUCUUGACUUGGAAAGACUGGAAGAAGCUUCUUCAAAUUUGGGAAUUGAGUGAUUGACCAAUUCAAUGGGCAUCUUCGUGAUUAGAUCCCUUUUUCCGCUUGAUAGCUCUGAGAUUGAAACAUAACUCAGAAGGCCAUUGAAUGAGCGUCUUUAUGGUUCGUAACCCUGUCAAAACAUGGUAAACGGCAGCGAGUUGAAGGAUCACUCCCAACUCUAUGAGAUGAUGAUUGUGAAGCCUUAAAUCUUUGCACACCUGAGAAAAAUACAGCCAGUUAUCCUUUUGAGCACAAAUGCACGCAGUGCCUUGACGUGCCUUGAUCAACAAUGAUACCGCGAAAUGAGGAUUGGUAAUACCGGUAAUGGACGGAUGAUGCACAACACAUCCUCUGAAUUCGGUGAUUUAUGGCGGAAUAUCACGAUUUUCGCCGUAAGACACGAUUUUGAACAGUGAUUCCGAGGCAUUACUUAGGAGGUCACCAGCAUUACAGAUAUGAGGAGGCCAAAUUACAAUCCUUUGUUGAUUAUAAUUGAGAUUCCUACCGGGACGGUGUAAAUGAGUACUCAUCUCUCACAACAUCUCAGCGGAGGGCUGCAUCGUGUUAUGGCAUGAAUACCAAUGAGUGAUCUUUUUGCAUUCUUGCCUCCCUCUCCUUUGCGAAUUUCUCGUGCGGGACUCUUCUCAAAGAGAAAGGAAGGCCAAAGAUAGUGGUGCAUCAACUCUCUUGUCCCCAGGGGCCUGGCCGGGCUCGAUCGCGAGAAUGUUCCAAGCAUCAGCUGACGACGACCUCUUGGUUUUAGGGGACAUGGUUAUGCUUCGGCGGCGACGGCCUGUCCUCGAGAAUGGAAUCGUGUCAAGAUGAAGAUUGAGAUAUUAAAUGUCUCUGACGGGGAAGUGUUCAAUUAUGGCGUGGUGCUCAUUUACGGUGCUGUGGACACACCCGCUUUGGAUGUCUCCCGGACAAUCUACAUUAGUCAGACUGACGAUCUUCAGGUUCAGGCCAUGGAUCUGCGUGGCAAUAAGUUCAAGCAUCUGGUCCGCCUCAGGCCCGGUGAAAACCAUUUCGUCUUCCAGUACUUGAACAAGAUGGCCCAACUGACGCUCAUUCGGGAGAUCGUCCAGUCGGAUAUCCAGCAUGUUUUCAAGCUCUUUUACAUCGUGUGCUCAGAUGACCAGGAUGGGCGAUUUCAAUCACCCGAGGAUCAGCCUCAUGAUUUGGCAACGGCCAUAUCCCGGAUGAAACUGGGGGCGGAGCUGAUGCAAUGUUUCUUGGGCGACAGUUUGGCAUGCCAGGGAUUUCUUCAUAAGGCAAUCCAUUUCAAUCAGGAUGAUGGGGAUCUACUCUUCCGACCGAAAGUGGAAGUUCUUCACUCGGGCUUGACCAUUGAGCAAGCUCGGGCCAUGAGUGGUCAAGAGCUCUGGGAAUUCCACGGCAAGGAGCUCCUGAAACGUGGACACCUCGGCGAAGAGAUGAAAUGCAUCGCUAUCAUGUCAGCAACAAGCUAUCAAAAUCCUGGCCAGAUUAAGCCUAAAUCCCAUCAAGACACGCUGGACAUGACCCAAGGGCACGCGGCAUUGGGUGGAGGUGGGCUGGCUUUAUUUGGCUCCGGAUGUCUUUACACAUGGCCUGACAAGAUUGAUCAAGUCCAAGCUCGUUUUCAAGAUCAGACACCCGUGAAUUGGAAGAAAUUCAUGGAUGACUCGGGUUACAGGGGUACAAUUGGUGGAUGUUUCGCCACAUCUUUGGGAGCCAUCAUUCACGAGGUAGGCCAUUGUCUUGAUCUUGAGCAUACGACCGAUGGCAUUAUGGCCCGAGGGUUCGACGAUUUGGAUUUCUACUUUACGGUAAUUGAUCGGACCACAUCCACGCCAAUCGCGCAACCUUGUCUGAGUCUAACUCAAACCCUAUCGAAUUCUCAUGGACCUUUGAGUGGACCGGAGAAGAUCUCGGGCAAGGAUCUGAUUGAUCAAUACCAUCUGAAACUUCAUUUGAGUAAAAUCAAGAAACUUUUCGGCGGAGCUUUCUGGAGCGGAUCCGGCGUGCUCAUCCUCAAUCAUCACAAGUGGUUGAACGACUAUGGGAAAUCUCAAUCUUCAAUAUUUCUGUCCAAAGAAAACCAAAUACAAUCGCCAAAGUGGCCAAUCCAAUUGGUCGAUGUUCGUGAUCACAACUUCUUCUCCACGUCCUACCUGGAAGUGGAUGCUCAUACGCUCAAUCUUGCCGAUUUGGACCGCACAUACGGCUCGGCCCGUCAAUUCCUGGUUAUCAAUUCUAUCGGGGAUGUCUUAAAAAUCGAGAAGCCAACUUGAUGCCAACUCUCACCUUUCGUCCAUUCAAAAUUUCCAAUAACACAAUACUUCAAAGCAAAACUCAAUAAAAACAAUUUAUCACAAAGCAAGU